AUGGCUCGUAUUUUACUGAUAGACUCGUACGACUCGUUUACUUUUAACUUAUCCACUUUGAUUGAAAAGGUUACUGGUGCCACUGUUAUCACUAUACGAAAUGAUGCUAUUGGAUCCGACGAACUUAUAAACGACAUUCUACCUUUAUUUGAUGCUGUCGUUGUUGGUCCUGGUCCUGGAUCUCCUGAUAACCCGGAUGAUAUUGGUGUCCUCGAUAGUCUAUGGAAAUUGACCGAUGAGCAUGUAUUGCCUAUUUUCGGUGUCUGUUUGGGUUUCCAAAGCAUGGUUCUUGGCUUUGGUGGUUCAAUUCAUAGACUCAAGGUUAUAAAGCAUGGUCAGCCUGGAAAGAUUCAGCAUUCUGGAGAAAGCAUCUUCAAGGGUCUCCCUCAAGGGUUUUCGAGCAUUCGCUAUCACUCAUUACAUGCCAGAAUCUCAGAUAAAGAUAAUCUUCCUAACGGUACAACAAAUGGCCAUGUUAAUGGCAAUACAACUAGCAAUGGUACGAGAGCUGGAUCUGGCCGUGAUACAUCAGGAUCAAUAACUCCUCUUGCUUGGUUAAUAUCGACCGAAGAUGAUCAUGCCGAGAGAGUCUUGAUGGCAGGUAAGCAUCUCUCAAAGCCAUUUUAUGGAGUUCAGUAUCACCCCGAAAGCAUCUGCUCCGAGUACGGUGCAGAGGUCUUGAUGAACUUCUGGCUGGAAGCACAGAAAUGGUCGUCAGAACAUGGACGAGUUGCCUCUCAAGACGAAGCAAAAUUCAAUAUUAUGAAAUCGCAUUAUAGCAUUAAGCCGGAACCUUUAACAACGGGAGAUCUUUCAUCAACUACGUCCCCGGUACAAGUUCCUUAUAAAAAACUACAGCUACGGCCUCUAGUUAAUAGUGAUUCGCCAUCGUCAACAUAUAUUGGUGCAGAUAUUAUCUGCGAUGAGCUGUUGGAAACAGGCAACUUUGUCUUACUUAAUUCGGCCUCAGAGCCAGGAAGAUGGUCUAUCAUCGGUGUUUUACAACCUGGCAAGACAAAUACGAUUACGCAUUACACGAGUCAAUCCCCCCAAUAUGCAUACAUUACAAAGUGGAAAGAGACUGAACGUUCUCCUAUAGACCUAGCCACAUAUGGUAGCCAUAAGGACGGUGGUGAUACCAAUUCGCAUCCUUCAGUUUGGAAUUUCCUCGCUCACUACAUGUCACCUAAAAUCGCUAUAUACAAACAGGCCACAACUCCUCCAAACGCACCUUUCAUUGGUGGUUUAGUAGGCUACUUCACUUAUGAGGCUUCCUCCCUCAAUAUGAUUCCUGAAAAGAAACCUCUCCCUGUGUCCCAAGAAAAUCAGACUAAUGCUGCUGAUGUUUCUCUUGUCGAUGUUGAACGAACCAUUCUUAUUGAUAAUCAAACUCAUGUACUAUACACAGUGUCUCUGCUCCCUGGUGACGAUGAAUGGUUGACAACCACAAUAGAGAAAAUUGAUAACCUCCAAAAACAAUCUGGCCCAUUCACAUCCACAAUCACCCCUCUAGAACUUCCUGCUAAUCCCACUGUUACAAUGCCAGACAAAGAAAAGUACAUUGCAAAAAUCAGGGCCUCACAAGAGUAUCUAAAAAGUGGAGACUCUUACGAAUUAUGUCUUACAGCCCAAACUAAAAUCGAGUAUAAGGAAGUGGUUGAUCCCUGGAACCUAUACAAGAUUUUGCUUAAACGUAAUCCUGCUCCAUAUUCGUGUUUUCUCGAUCUCCCUGAUUCUAUUUUAGUAGGUUCGUCACCUGAGCGGUUUAUGUCUUGGAACAGACAGGGUAUGUGUGAGUUCCGUCCUAUCAAAGGAACUGUGAAAAAAUCGCCUGACAUGACUCGUGCUAAAGCUGAAGCCAUCUUGAAUACACCAAAAGAACUCGGUGAGAAUCUCAUGAUCGUAGAUCUCAUUAGACACGAUCUCAACCAAAUUCUUCACAAUGUUCGUGCUGAUAAACUGAUGUCUGUCGAGGAGUACAAAUCUGUUUAUCAGCUGGUAUCAGUUAUUCAGGGUGAUCUGCCCAAUGAGUAUUUGGGUAUUGAUGUCCUAAGCCACUCACUUCCACCAGGAUCUAUGACAGGUGCUCCCAAAUUACGCUCUGUUGAGAUUCUACAUCAUUUGGAGGACCAAGUACCACGAGGUAUUUAUUCUGGAGUAUCAGGCUACUGGUCGGUCCAAGACGAAGGCGAUUGGAGCGUUAUUAUUCGCUCAACAUACAUGUACAAAGCAGACUUGCAUACUUGGCGAAUUGGUGCUGGUGGAGCUAUCACCAUUCUCAGUGACCCUGAAGCUGAAUGGGACGAAAUGCAGACCAAGCUCAAUACAGCUCUUCAGGCCUUUCGCGAAGUUUAG
Messenger RNA from Sugiyamaella lignohabitans, 2355 nucleotides. RefSeq names its product 4-amino-4-deoxychorismate synthase (gene ABZ1). Gene Ontology annotation, biological process: L-tryptophan biosynthetic process. The record is from RefSeq and is a predicted model, not a curated record. The transcript has a single exon. The coding region runs from base 1 to 2355 and encodes 784 amino acids. NCBI's taxonomy places the organism in Eukaryota, Fungi, Ascomycota, Dipodascomycetes, Dipodascales, Trichomonascaceae.